UCUGUCAAAGUCAGCUGUUCGGCACACAUCCAGCGCACACACAACCCAAAACAAAACCUUCCGCAAAUUUUACACAAUGCCGAAAAAUUACGAAGCCGAAAAGAACAACCCCUGUUUGAAGGAGCAGGAACUGUCCUACAAAUGUCUCAGCAAGAACAACUUCGACCACGGCAAGUGUGAGCUGUAUUAUGCAAACUACAACAAUUGCAAGGAGUUUUGGAACAAAGUGCGAGCGGAUCGACGCGCGAACGGUAUCUUCCCUUACCUGCCAGAUGUUGCCGACCGGGAAAGUAUCAAAGCCGAGUAUAUGAAGACGAAACCGACGUGAAGCACAGCACAGGACGGACGUGGGUGACACGAGGCCACCGUUAGCAAUCAGGGGUUUUCGUUAAUUUGUAGAUAAUGGAGUGAAAUAAAAGCGUUUGCACGGGGAUGUAAACAGUCUCGCGACGGAGCA
Messenger RNA from Anopheles arabiensis, 457 nucleotides. RefSeq names its product coiled-coil-helix-coiled-coil-helix domain-containing protein 7. The record is from RefSeq and is a predicted model, not a curated record. The coding region runs from base 77 to 328 and encodes 83 amino acids. The transcript has 3 exons. NCBI's taxonomy places the organism in Eukaryota, Metazoa, Arthropoda, Insecta, Diptera, Culicidae.